AUGGAUGUUCAUACUGUCCAUCAUGACUCCGCAUCUUCGGCUGCGACUCCAGCUUCGACUAACAGCACUCAGGGCGCGCCGGCCUCUGUUGCUUCGGCCGUUUUCGACCCGUCUACCGAGUAUUGUACUCCAGACAUGGUUUUCUUUCGGAAGCCGCCCUCCCCUUUUUCCCAAUGGGCACCGUCAACCUUCACGGUCGAUGGCGUUGCUUACUCGUGUGCCGAACAAUUUUUCGCUGCAGAAAAAGCCCGUCUUUUCGGAGAUCGCUGUGCUUUGCAGAACAUCACGCGAGUGUCAGACCCGGCCUUACACAAAAAUUUUGGCCGUGAGGUCCGUGGUUUCGACCAAUCUCUUUGGGAACAAGAAUGCGAAAACGUUGUGCUCACUGGCUCUUACGCAAAAUUAAGUCAAAAUUCCGAGUUACGAAGUCAUCUCCUCGGAUCUGAUGACAAAAUCCUUGCCGAAGCCAGUCCUUCCGACCGUGUUUGGGGCAUUGGCCUCCAGGCCGAUCAUCCUGACGCUGGAUGCACAUCUAGAUGGCGCGGCCUCAACCUGUUAGGCACCGCCCUACAGAACGUACGCAGUCUUUUAAGACACCGUGCCCCGCCUCCCGAGCGCAGCUCUCGUUUGCUGCCUCCGACCGACCACGUUCCGACGUCGUCCCUUCAUUCUGUCGCACCCGUCACGUCUCGCCCCUAUCGCGUUAAUCCCCCGGUGGCGAAACAAGUUGACGCGAUCCUUGACCAAUAUCUGGCGGCAGGUUUGAUCCAACAUUCGACCUCGCCUUACUCGAGCCCUUUGGAAGUCAUACCGAAGAAAUCUGGUGUUGUUCGCAUCACCGUCAAUUAUAGCAAGCUCAACAAGCUUUGUGCUUUGAGUCAGCUUCCGAUUCCUCGAGUCGAUGAUACUUUGGACAAGUUGUUGGAUGGGCGAAUUUAUUCCCUUUUCGACAUGAAAUCUUCGUUCCACCAAAUCACGGUGCACCGCGAUACAAUCCCUUUGACGGCAUUCGUGGCGUCUUCCCGUCUUUUCGAGUGGUUGAAGAUGCCUCAAGGCAGUUCGGCUGUCCCUGGGCCUAACGGUGCCAAGGUUUCGGCCCUCACCAAAAUGCCUAUGCCCAGGGAUGUCAAGCAACUACGCUCCCUUCUCGGUGGUCUCAGGUACUACCGUAAGUUUCUCCCCAACAUGGCUAAAUGCAUUCGCCCUCUGACUACUCUAUUCAAGAAGCAGGAAAAGUUUAUCUUCACCCCAUGGAGCAAGCAAGCCGUUCGCGUUUUAGUGGCUGAGUUGGCCAAUCCCCCCGUAUUGGUUUAUCCAGAUUGGGAUGCUGUUUCAGACGGCUCGCGACCUUUUCAUCUUUACUGUGAUGCUAGUCGCGAUGGGUUUGGUGGAACGCUCGAACGAGAACAGCCAGAUGCUUCCAUUCGCCCAAUUGUCUUCAUCAGUCGGGCUAUUUUGGACUCAGAACGUCACUGGACUCCCCUCGAUCUCGAGGCGGGUAGCAUCGUGUGGUGUAUCAAGCGCCUUCGCGGCUACUUGUGGGGUACAAAAUUUGGCAUUUUUACCGACCACAAAUCUCUCGAGCAUUUUGCUAAGAUGGGGGAGAACAAUGCCCGCGUUCAGCGCUGGCUGGAAUUUCUUACCGCCUACAAUCACACUCUCGAGUAUCGCAAGGGUUCCGCAAAUGGCAACGCUGAUUUCCUCUCACGCCUCUCAGUCGCUGCGGCUGAAUGCGACCGCUCGGGUCGCAGCCGUCUGACCCCGGCUGAGGAUGAAGAGGCGGUGUUUUUCAUCCGGUCGCGUGGCCUUACCCCUUCCGGUGAUCGGGCAGCGGCUGACAUCCUUGUCAACAGGUAUAUCCCUUUGUGGGGUUGCCCGUUGAGUCUUUUGUCUGACAACGGCUCUCAGUUUUGCUCUAAGUUGUCACAAGUCGUGUAUGCCCGUCUUGCUAUCCGCAAAGUGGCUACUAGCUCGUACCAUCCCAAUGGAAGUGGGGGUGUGGAUCGUGUCAACCACACUAUGGCUCAGAUGUUGACUAUGGUCGUCAACGAACGACAAGAUGAUUGGGACAUUCAUCUCCCCCACGUCGCGUUUGCUUACAACAAUUCCGUUAGCGCCGCUACCGGUUUAGCACCCAAUGAGGUUUGCCUGACCAACAUCGCCACACAAAUCGCCGUUAUCGUGCGAUGCGCAUUGGGGCCGCUACCAGGGAAUUGGCGCGUGCUCAAGGACAUGAUCUAG
Messenger RNA from Ectocarpus sp. CCAP 1310/34, 2241 nucleotides. The record is from the annotation of a GenBank genome assembly. NCBI's taxonomy places the organism in Eukaryota, Phaeophyceae, Ectocarpales, Ectocarpaceae.